AUGGCAGCGGAGUUUAUAGCUCUUGCCUCAGCUAGUAAGGAAGCUGAGUGGUUGAGAAAUCUCAUGUUAGAGCUGCCUUUAUUGCCUAAGCCAAUCUCACCGGUGGCAAUUCAUUGUGAUUUGAAUUCGGCUUUAAUAAAGGCUUAUAGUCAAGUGUAUAAUGGUAAGUCUCGGCAUAUUUCACUAAGGCAUAGCCUAGUGAAAGAACUUAUCAAUGAUGGGGUCAUAAGUCUUGACUAUGUUCCCACGAAAAUGAAUUUGGCGGAUUGCUUUACUAAAGCAAUGCCAAGACAUUCCAUCAUAUUUGCUUUGACUGGAAUAGAUGGAACAUCCACGACCAUGAAUUCAGCCAUAAUGUUCCGUUGUGCUAGGCCUCGGCCUAUGGUGACAGGAAGAAGAAUCUUCCCAUCUGGAUAUGAUGAAGAGUCGUUGAAUCCAGAUACCAUGAAGGGUACUGGAGUUAGACUUAUUGAGAAACACCCAGCUGUUCUUAAUUGUAGGAUUACAAGUAAUCUUGAACCUAAGCUUAGAUUUCUAGUAGAAAAUGGGAUUAAGGGUUUGUAUCUUCCUAGGCUUGUGUGGGUCUUGGUUACUUCUGAUUGGAAAAGACUGCAAGAGAAUCUGGAUUGUUUGAUUGAACAAGGGGUGCCCGAGAGACGAAUCGAGGAGUUGCUUGUUUUGCAGCCUAGGUGUUUGUACCAAGAUAUUUCAAGGAUCAAAUAUGCAGUGAAAAUGAUAAGAUGUAUGGGGGUAAAGCCUACUGAUGUUAAGUAUAUACACAACCUUCGUGUCAUAAUGUCACAUAGUAAGUUGAGCUGGAAGAGGAAGGUUUCGGUCUUUGAGAGUUUAGGGUGGUCUACUGAGGAGGUUAUAUCGACUUUUACUAGGACUCCGCAUUGUUUGUCUUGCUCUGAGAAGAAACUUAGGAAUGCUAUGGAUUAUUUUGUUAAUACAGUAAAGGUUGAUAGGGAGACUAUUAUUGGUUAUCCUAAAGUUUUGACGUAUUCAAUUGAGAAAAGGGUUGUUCCAAGGUUCACUGUUUGGAAGAUUUUGAUAGAGAGGAAAUUAACUAAGUGUACACGGUUCAUUUGGAUGCUUAAUAUAUCAGAAAAGGAGUUUAUUGAUCUGUAUGUUACCAAGUACUCUACUGAGAUACCUUAUCUACUGCAAAUCUAUAUGCAGUCCAAGGGGGGCUCUAUCCGGGCUGUAUGAAGUUGAAGAAGAUUGAUUAUGACGAUAAAUUGUAAGUUGUUCUUUAGUCAAGUAUAUAGUGGUGAUUUCAGUUGAUACUAUUAUUUACUUAGCAGGGGUUUUAGGAAUUAAUCUUGUUUGAUUAACAUUUUGUAGCAUGAUGAAUUCUCAUUGUUGUUAAUCAUUGUUAUAUUUUGGUUCCAGCGUUUUUUUAGUUGAAUCUAGUUUGUUUAGAGAAUGCUCAAAAUAUGCAACAAUUAUGCAAUGAUGUGCCUUUAGUCCAGAGUUUUUGCCCAUUAUAUUGUUCUCCUUCCCAUAUUAUCUUGUAUAGAUGUUCUCCUGAUAUUACAAAGUGACCAUGUUCUGACGAAAACAAGUGAUUGUAAAUUUGUAACCAUUGCUAAAUCAUUCUAAGUCUCAAAGGAAAGGGGCGGAGUGGUGGAAUGGAAACUUCUUUUUCUAUUAGAGGAGUGAAAAUAAACUUGACUUUAAGUUAAUCAAAUUAUAUUGUACACCAGAGUUCUUUCUUCUUGUUGACAACCUAGGAUUUUUUAUGUGGAAAACAUGAUAGCUUGUAGAUAUGAAGAUAUUCUGUUUCAGUAUGUUUGAAUUAUAUUUGUUCCCGAUUGACUAAGUGUUCUUUUUAAAGUUACAAGUUUAGAGGCGCACACAAUGCAUGCACGAUUAACUUUUUUAUUUGCUCAAAUAAUUGGACAACUUUUUUCUCAUAAACUUGUCUAUGUAUAUAUUAUAAAUUUUCCUCUUUAAUAUUUAUGACUGUAAAUAAAGAAAUUUAGUAAAAUACAGUACUAAUUGAUCAUAAAAAAAAAAAAUAUUAUCACGUUAUAUGGAGUACUAGAUUACACUGACAUUGAAAUUGGUUACCCCUUCUCUAUGUCCCAUAUUGUCAUUUUUCACACUGCCUAAUCUUUAUAGCAAUAUAGUCCGUAAUAAUUAAAGAUGCACUUUAAAUCUUUAAUUUGCUCAAAAUUUUGAUUAAUAUAGGUUGUGAAAGUAUAUAACAUCAAUUACAUGAUAGAAAAGGUGGGAGCAACUCACAAUUUAUUUACAAUAGUAAAAUAACUCUAAAAGAUUUUCUAGUGAAAUUUGAUAAAAUGUAGACUAAUGACAAUAACAACCAUCCCAAAUUUAAUUCAACCCAAAUAUAAUUCAAUAAAAAAUAACUUUUAUAUAUAUUACUCCUUGUUAAAAUUCAAUCAAAACCAAGAGUGUAGACUAAUGACAACCAUCCCAAAUAUAAUUCAAUAAAAAAAAAAUUUAUAUAUUACUCCUUGUUAAAAUUCAAUCAAAACCAAAAAAUUACAUUAUAAGGACCAAAAAUAGAGAGAAAAUAAAAGAAAAUGUCAACAUGCGUGGAACUAUAUUGGGACAUAAGAAGAUGAAUUAUAUGGAAACAUAUAUAUUACCCGCCUCCAAUUCAAAAAAAAAACCACAAUUUGACAUUAACUAUAUACGGAGUACAUAAUGAAACAAAGCAAUUUAGGAAGCUUGGGAGCAAUCAAAUUAGGAAAAAGGGUGGUACUUGGGAGCAAUCACUAAUAUAAAGCAACAAAAUUAUAAUUUUCAAGCAAAAACUUCUCUUGUACAUUAAAACAAAAAAUUAUGUAAAUACCUUGUAAUCUUCUUAUAGAUUCUUUGGUAAUCUUCUUGUCUUGUAAAUAAUGCAUAA
Molecule: messenger RNA, 2881 nt
Organism: Chenopodium quinoa (quinoa)
Lineage: Eukaryota; Viridiplantae; Streptophyta; Magnoliopsida; Caryophyllales; Amaranthaceae
Product: transcription termination factor MTERF2, chloroplastic-like
Exons: 4
Coding region: 1-1212 (403 amino acids)
Biological process (GO): chloroplast organization; regulation of DNA-templated transcription
Cellular component (GO): chloroplast
Molecular function (GO): double-stranded DNA binding
Source: RefSeq, a predicted model, not a curated record